Anthostomella pinea is the source of this 306-nucleotide messenger RNA. The record is from the annotation of a GenBank genome assembly. NCBI's taxonomy places the organism in Eukaryota, Fungi, Ascomycota, Sordariomycetes, Xylariales, Xylariaceae.
AUGCGUCGGGAAGUGGUAUGGUCCAAGUUGAUUAUCAAGAAGGGCCCUCCCACCGGGCGCGUGCUUGGUGAUAGUAGGCUGGAAGCCCCAAGCAAUCAGCUUGUUCUCAUUAGGGAGGAUCUGGUAACCGCCCAUAAUGGGCGAGACGAUGCGAUCGGGGUGGUAGUACUCCCCUACAACCUCGGCGGUCACGGCGUCGUAGUCCAGCCUGGGUUGCAGGCCCCUGGAGCAGGCGCGGUCAUCGUGCGGUUGACGACCGUGUCCAUGUGCGCAUUGUCCAAGAGGGAGGUCUUGCCUCGGGAAUAG